This is a messenger RNA of Labrus mixtus (cuckoo wrasse), 4360 nucleotides long. RefSeq names its product arrestin domain containing 3a (gene arrdc3a). Gene Ontology annotation, cellular component: cytoplasm. The record is from RefSeq and is a predicted model, not a curated record. Lineage: Eukaryota; Metazoa; Chordata; Actinopteri; Labriformes; Labridae. Bases 254 to 1492 code for a protein of 412 amino acids. Gene Ontology annotation, biological process: protein transport. The transcript is spliced from 8 exons.
GGGGUUUCCUUGUCUUUGACUGGAGACCAACUCGCAGAGAGGCAGGCGGAUGAUAACAGCAUCCUUUGCUGUUAUUCAGCCAUCACACAUCUCAAUGAACUGCUCGCAAAGAAGCCACUGAUCGUGCCUACUGCUUUUUGCAGGGCAGAGAUACUGAUCAGUGUCUAAAAACUGCAUCUCUUUUUCACAUGAGAUUAUUUUUUCAUAGACUCCUUUUUUUUAUUUCAAGGUCUCUGUAGCCUCUCUUUCCACUAUGGUGCUGGGAAAGGUAAAGAGCUUCACAGUGAGCUACGACUGUCUCAAUGACAGCAAUGUUCCCGUCUUCUCCAGCGGGGACUGCGUCUCAGGGAGGGUGGUCAUCGAAGUGACGGGAGAAAUCCGCGUGAAAUCUCUCAAAAUCCACGCAAAAGGAUUUGCAAAAGUUCGUUGGACUGAGUCGAGAAACGCUGGAUCCAACACUGCCUACACGCAAAACUACACAGAAGAAGUGGAAUAUCUAAAUCACAAAGAUAUUUUAAUUGGACAUGAGAGAGACGACGACAACUCAGAAGAAGGUCUCACCACUAUCCAUUCAGGAAGACAUGAGUAUGCAUUCAGCCUCGAGCUUCCACAGACACCUCUGGCUACCUCUUUCGAAGGAAAGCAUGGCAGUGUGCGCUAUUGGGUGAAGGCAGAACUCCACAGACCAUGGCUCCUGCCCAUGAAGACCAAAAAAGAAUUUACAGUCUUUGAGCACAUUGACAUCAACACUCCAUUAUUGCUGUCACCACAGGCCGGCACAAAAGACAAGACACUUUGCUGUUGGUUCUGCACCUCAGGUCCUAUUUCCCUAAGUGCCAAAAUUGAAAGGAAGGGAUACACCCCAGGAGAGUCAAUCCAGAUCUUUGCUGAGAUUGAGAACUGCUCAUCCCGCAUGGUGGUGCCAAAGGCGGCCAUCUACCAAACCCAGACCUUCUAUGCCAAAGGGAAGAUGAAGGAGGUCAAGCAGCUGGUGGCCAACCUGCGGGGCGAGUCUCUGUCCUCGGGCAAAACAGAGACAUGGAGCGGCAAGAUGCUGAAGAUACCACCAGUCUCCCCCUCCAUCCUGGACUGCAGCAUCAUCAGAGUGGAGUACUCCCUCAUGGUAUAUGUGGACAUACCUGGGGCGAUUAACCUGUCCUUGAACCUGCCGCUGGUUAUUGGAACCAUCCCUCUCCAUCCCUUCGGCUCCCGUACCUCCAGUGUCAGCAGCCAGUGCAGCAUCAGCUGGCUGGGCAUGGGUCUGCCUGAGAGGCCUGAAGCUCCUCCAAGCUAUGCAGAGAUUGUGACCGAGGAGCAGAGGCAGACCAGCCUGGAUGUUCCAGCAGCCCGUGAGGAGCUGGAUGGACCUCUAUUCGCUUACAUUCAUGAGUUCCGCUUCCAGCCGCCUCCUCUGUACUCGGAGAUCGAUCCUAACCCUGAUCAUGCCAGCCGCACAGAGGAACGCAGGAUUGACGCCUGUCCAUCCCGCUGAAUGGUAUUCCUGAAAUUCCCCUGACUGACUCGGGGAACUCAAAGAAAACCUGUGUGCACGGCUCGGCUUUGUUUACUUUUCUCCAGCAACAACGCUCACGCAGCGCUGUUGACAUCAAGAGAAAAGUAUCCAACCAACCAACAAAAGACUCGGACAAACACUCACAGUUCAGUUGGGUUGGACAAACAUGUUCCUGCCUUCCCUCAGUGAGAGAAACAGGAGUCACUAGUUUGGUGCAUCACUUCUUUCCUGUGUUUGCUGACUGAGGGGCGGAUACAUGCAGACGAACACAUAUUCAGUCUGUAUGAAAUAACCCAUGUGCAGUGUGAGCUCUGGUGACAGUAUUGACACUGACAAGGAAGAAUCAGCCAGGCCCAACCACGCCAAGCUCUUCUUUAACCCCUGAUUCUUCUAUUUUCGUGGCACAUAAUGACAUGGCUCCUCACACAAAGGGCGGGACUGGUCAUGUCCAGACUUCAGCUGAAGCUUCUGAAGAAAAUGAGAUGAAGAGAGAAAAAACAUGUCGCCUAUAUGAAUGAAAGCAGUCUGCUGCAUCAGUCAACAACAGAGCCAAGACUCAGUCCUCCUGCCUCGUUUGGGAUUCUGUUUUGCACAUUUUAUUCUUUACUUGAGUUGUGUGGCUCUGUUUUAAUAUGCAGAAGAAAAAAAAAAUCACUAAACGUUUGGUUUCAGCCUUGUAAUGCGCCAGACUAAGAAGACUGCAAGCUUAACUUUAGAGACUUUCAUAUUUGAGUUACGCUGAGAACAGGAUCAGAUUUUUGAAAAAAAAAAAAAAAAAACAAUGAAAAGGACAAGAACAAUGCACUGAAUUUUCUUUAAGCUGUUUAAGAAUUUAAUUUCUCCUUAUGACAUUUCCUCAGUGACUUAUAACUAGACUGGACUUUUACAACUGCAGCACAUGAUCUCCAUCUGGAAGCUCUUUUUAGUUGUUGCCUCCUCGGCUUGGAUACAGGUGUGGCUUCCCUCCUCUUUUAGUUGAGUUCUGUUGUUUUGUUUUUGUACUUAGCUUCAAUCAUAGAAUAGCUUUGAAUCUUUUUUGUGUUGAGGUUGCUCUGGAUUUGGACUAGGAGGGUUGCAGACGUGCAUUUGCCACUUAAAAUUGUAACUGAGGAGAUACGAGUGAGUGUGCGUGUGUGUGUGAGUGUGUUUGUAACAGUGAGGGUGGUACGUUAGAGAGGGACUUGCCUAUUUACCUGCAGCCCCUCUACUCCUAAUCUCAGGGCAAGCCAGGCUUGCAUAACUGCCCAAAAAGCACUGUCUCAGGUGGUCUUCUUACUUGCCAAACGGUUUGAGAAAAAAAAAAGGAAAAAAAUAUUGUAUGUUUCCUUUAAAAUUGCACUGUUGGAGAAAAUGAGUUUUUUUUUUUUAAACUAACAAAUCGUGAGAAAAGACCAGCGGAAAAGCAAGGCAGCUUUCUGAGAUUGAUCACAUUCCCUUUUUGUCCUGCUGCACUCGCCCUGUUCAUCCAACCAACAGUUAGAAUUCACCAGACCAGUGAAGCCAGAAUGCUUUGAAAAAGGAAUGAAAUGAAAAAAGGAGAAACAACUCUGCUCCUGUGUCUUGUAAAAGGAGCAAACCCAGCUCUAACGAAAAGCUGGGGACUUUGUUAAACCUCUGUUGAGACUGGUCAGAACAAGUAGUAGUAGGUUGACAUGAGUAAUACAUUGGUUUUCUAACUCAUUCAACACAUACGACCAGCUGCAACAGAGGACUUGCAUAGUCAGCAUAAAAAAAGAAAAGCAGCACUUUUUUUGAUAAGAAAAUGAAACAAAAAAAAAACAUUCAAUGGUGAAGGUCUGGAUAUAAAAACAUUUAUACUAGAGGAUUCUUCUUGUGUAGGACGCUAAUCCGUUAUUUAAUUUUUUUUUAAGUUAGUGACUUUUUUAAGUUUACAUUUUAAAUAUAGCUGACACCAGUGUGUGUGUGUGUGUGUGUUAUGUGUGUGUUAUGUGUGUAUGCACGCUCCUAUCGAGAUCCAGCUGAAACUAAACAAACAGCUUCUGAAAUACUGCAGACUAGUAAAGUGAUCUUAUCUUAGUGGCCUUGACACAGAAAAGACCUGAUCAUGAGUCUUCAUUUUUCAGUGUCUAUGUUGACUCGUGUGUAUGUUUUUAGACCUUUCCAUGUUUUAUUCAAAAGGACAAAAAGGGAAGAGGAAAAAAAAAAAAAAGUCCUUUAGAAGCAAGUGUUGAAAAAUGACACCCAAGACAGGCCUCUCUCUGCUGAGCUGUUUGAACUAUUAUUGCGUUUACUUUGUAUUUCUGGGCAUUGAUAUAUUUUGCUUCCUAGUUUAACAAGUAACUGUUCCUGAGUUAGUCGCCCUCAGACCUGGGGGGUGGCAGCUGUUGAUCAGCAUCGCUCCUCCCUGAGACACGUAGACGAUAUGUGGUAGUAGACAAACCGCUUCUUCUUUCUAUCCUCUUCUUCUUUUUUUUUGUGCUAGGGUUUUUUUUUUUUUGGAUCGUAUCUUAGGGAAACUGAAUCAAGCUACACGGCAUUGAAUAAGCUUACUUUUUUUUCUUCAGGUUGGUUGAUUCCAUAGUCCAUGUGCUUGGCCCUGAUAGUAGUCCAGUGUCAAAACUAAGCUAAACUCCUGACUCUCAAAAAGGCAGGAACUGAAAUGUUCACAGAUAAAAGAACCUGGGCCUCAGGAUCUGAAACAUUUUAGAAACAAGGUGCAAUAUCAUUCACUGAAUUUUCUUUAUUCUCCAUUGAUAUGUUUGUUUUUAUCUCUUUGUCUGUCAGUCAUGACGAUGUAUAGAUAUUCUAUGAAUAUGUUCUGAAUGAUUUAACCUUUUCUCUAGUUCUUCCUUUUGAUUUGAAUAAACAUUUUGUUCAAAAGACCAA